AUGCACCUUCUUAAAUUAAUUGGUUUCGCUGCCACGUUGGUCAUCGGCUUGCCCCUUCGGGAACGCGUGCAGCUGGACAGCUACCUUCGAGAGGGGUUGCCGGAACUGCCACAUAUUCCUAGUCGAGGUUUAGUCCGAGUAAAAGUGCUUGGCGAAUACGAAAAUGACCUUUCGGACUCUGCACUCAACAGCCAGCACUUACUACUCAUUCCCAGCACUGAUACUACAACCCCAACUACAACCCAGCAACCUACCCAGACCCGAGUCGACGCACAAACAGAAGCCGACCAUUGCUCGUACCGAACCUUCAACCUCCGGAAUGCGUAA
Messenger RNA from Gregarina niphandrodes, 327 nucleotides. RefSeq lists its product as hypothetical. The record is from RefSeq and is a predicted model, not a curated record. NCBI's taxonomy places the organism in Eukaryota, Apicomplexa, Conoidasida, Eugregarinorida, Gregarinidae. The transcript has a single exon. The coding region runs from base 1 to 327 and encodes 108 amino acids.